Podarcis lilfordi (Lilford's wall lizard) is the source of this 12637-nucleotide messenger RNA. The record is from the annotation of a GenBank genome assembly. NCBI's taxonomy places the organism in Eukaryota, Metazoa, Chordata, Lepidosauria, Squamata, Lacertidae.
CGCAAGCGCGCGCGGCGGGGUUUCCCCACCCCCAAUUGUGGGGACGUCACGGCGGGAGGCUGGCUCGGGUGAUUUGUGACGCGCUUGUAAUCGGGGGAUUACGGUAGGUAACUGGGGAACGGGCAGCCGCUUGAGCGCCGCGUGGAGAGAAGAGCUUUCCAAGACGGGGCUCCAGCUGCAGCAGCAUUUGCCCUCUCUUUAAGAGUCUCUGCCCAUCGAGCUCAAAGAAUUUUUCCGUUCCUUGGCCUCCACAUCCCCCGCCCGUUUAUCAUUGAACGUGUGAAGCGAGGAACACUUCCGAUUUUGCGCGUGUGUGUAUCCCCUGUUUCGGAUAUUCCAUAAGGCUCUCCCUUAGAAUGGAGCACGUGGGCAAGCAGGAUUCGAACACUAUCCCCUCCUGUGAUUUUUCAGCAGAGCAUAGCCUCUCCGUGAAUUUGUCCAGUCCUCUUUUAAAGCCAUCUAAGUUGGUGGCCAUCACUGUCUCAUGCGGGAGCGAGUUCCACACUUCAGCUAUGUGCUGCAUAAAUAAGUCAUUUCUUUUAUCUAUCCUGAUCCUUCCAACAUUCAGCUUCGUUGGAUUCCCAUGAAUUCCAGUGUUAUGAGAGAGGAGGCAAAACUUCUCUGUACAGUAUCCACUUUCCGCAGCCCAUGCAUGAUAUUAUAAACUUCUGUCUCUUUACUCGCCUUGUCUCUGAACUAAAAAUGCCCAAACGCUGCAACCUUUCUUCACAGGGGGUUAUUCCAUCCCCUUGAUCACUUUGGUUUCCCUUUCCUGGACCUUUUGCAAUUCUACAAUAUCCUUUUUGAGGUGAGAUGACUCAAAAUUUGGGUCACACCAGAGAUUUGUAUAAUCACAUCUUUAUGUCUGCAGUUUUAUUUUCCGUUCCUAUCCUCAUGAUUGGAUUGAACUGACCUUCAAAACACACUGAGUGCACAAUUAAUUUUUAUUUUUCCUAAAAAAAUUAAAAAAAAGUAUUUCAAUUCAACUUCUCUUGGCUACCGGCAAAACUUUCAGACGUUUUUACUGCCUGUAAAAUUAACACAGCGUAGCCUUUUCUUAAAAGCUCAAUUUACUGAAUGUAAGUCAAGCGCGCCAGAUCAGAUCUCUCGUCGAUCUCGGGGCAAAGGUGUGUUCCUAGUUAUGAUGGUGCUUGGAAGAUUGGAAGCAUCCAGCGAAAAGAGUGGCAAACUUAGCGAGUCAGAUACGAUUCUGGUCUAAAGGUUAACAGCAGUGAAUAUUUAAUCCUGGGAAGGAAGAGAAGCCAGAAGGAGACAAGGGAUUCUUUCUUUGCUGGGGUGGGGGGUGGGUUUUCAGCCUCUGCAAGGGGGAUCCGGCCUUUGGAGCAGCAACUGCGGGGGCGGGGCGGGGACAGGAUCCCUGCGCCCAGGUGAGUCAAAGGACAGAAGGUGUAGACGGAAAAGAAUCACGAUUCCUGGAGAAUGCAGGAGGGGGUGGGGCUCUUGUACUCGGGUUUUGCUUGCAGGUUUCCCCACAAGCAUUUAUUUGGCCACUGUGGGAACAGGAUCAUUGGCCCUGAUCCAGCAGACUCUUCUUAUGUCCUCGAGCUAAGAGCUAGUGAGAAACCUACUGAGUAACACGCAAGAGUUAAUAAGGCAACUGGUUAAUUCAUCAAGAUUCUUACUCUUACACUUCAGUUUUUAUCCCAUCCUUCCUCCAUAGAGAUUCCCCUCCCCAAAAAUGAUUUAAAAAAUAAUAAUGAAGCAACCCUGUAAGGUAGUUAGGCUGCAAGACAGCAGUUUCCAGCAACUGGUAUUUGGAAGUACAGUGGUACUUCGGGUUAAGUACUUAAUUUGUUACGGAGGUCCGUUCUUAACCUGAAACUGUUCUUAACCUGAAGCACCACUUUAGCUAAUGGGGCCUCCUGCUGCCGCCGCACCGCUGAAGCACAAUUUCUGUUCUCAUCCUGAAGCAAAGUUCUUAACCUGAGGUACUAUUUCUGGGUUAGCGGAGUCUGUAACCUGAAGCGUAUGUAACCCGAGGUACCACUGUAUUUCUGCCUUCAACUGCAGAGGCAGAGCAUAGCCAUGGUGGCUAGGAGCCCUCUCCUCCUCCAUGAAUUUGUCCCAACCUCUUCUGAAGUGGCUGUCUUGUGGGAGUGAGUUCCACAGAUUAACUACGCUCUGUGUGAAGGAAGGCUCUGUUUUAUCUGUCCCUGCCUGAACCUCCCAACAUUCAUUGGAUGCCCACAACCUCUAGUGUUAUGAGAAAAGGAGAAAACCUUUUCUCUGCCCCCUUUUCUACAUGCUGUGAAUAAUUUUACAAAUCGUGCCAUCUCCUGCUUGCCUUUUCCCCAAACAAGAGAGUCCCAAGUGCCGCAGCUUUAUCUCGUAGGGGAAUGGCUCCAUCCCCUUGAUGGUUUGGGCUGCCAUUUUCUGAUCUCCCCCCACUCCCAGCUCUACAAUAUCCUUCUUGGUGUGGGGUGACCGAAAGAGUGUGAAGAGGUUGUCCUCCCCACUUCUGUUGCUGCUGUGGGGCUGUUGCAGGAGCCAUGCCUCUGGGUCCCAGCACAGCACCCUGGCCAGUUCAGCCCAGAUUGCAUGGUUAAUGGUCCAUCUCAAGUGGGUGGGUGGGUAGGAGAGCGUGUGUCCCUGUGGUGCGCAUUUGGUUAAAGAUUAAGACAACUCAACCAGUGCAUUCCCUUUGACCAGAUUUUGCCCCCCCAUCCCUCUGCGAUGCACCCAGACUUCCAGAAUCUUUUCCGAUGUCCGGUGCAGAAUUUGCUGCAGGAUGGAUUUCUGGUAAGAUCUGAACUCCUUCUUCCCUUUACACACACACACACACACACACACACACACACACACACACACAUUGAGGUGGGGGGCUUUGUUGUAGGGACACAUCCCUAUUUCAGCAUGGAAGACCGUAUGAUCCAGUGGGGUGGUAUGUGUGUGUGUGUAGAAGAAUAGAAUCAUAGUUAUAGGGUUGGAAGGGUUCUCAUCUAGUCUAACCUGCUGCAAUGUCGGAAUAUGCGGGUGGCCCAUAUGGGGAUCGAACCCGUGACCUUGGCGUUAUCAGCGCCACACUUUAACCGACGGAGCUGUUGCAGAAGUGGCUGGAAUGUCAGACGAAAGACCCAGGAUUGGCAGCAUCGAUCCAACCCCACAACGCUCCCCGGCUGGCCUUGAUCCAGUCCCCCUCUGAGCCUGAGCCGCCUCACAGGGUUGCUAGGAGGGGGAACUCCCCCCCCCCCAUAUACACACGCUGCCCUAAACUCACUUAGAAAAAGAGUGGGGUAAAAAUGCAAUGACUAAGUGAAAGAAAAUAGGAUCGGGUUGGGGGAGGACAAGAGAAGUUGUCUUUUGCUGCUCCCAGCUUCUCACAACUUGGCCCUUGUUUCCUCACCACAACCCUUUGGAGCAGGCCGUUUUUCCUUUCUGGUUUGCAGACAAGGGAAAUGAAACCGAGAGUGACUUAGCUUUCCGUGGCUGCUCAGAGACUUUUUUUCAGAAGCAACACGUCAACCCUGCCCCUCUCUCUCCCCAAGCCAGCCUAGCGCCUUUUCACCCUAACAGCGACCCCACUAAUUCCCCCUUUUUAAUUUUUAUUUUGCUACAGGGGCAGCAGGGCUGGUUCUGGGGCACCCAGUCGACACGGUGAAGGUGAUUUCUUUGGGGGGAGGGGGCUGGAAAUGCUUAAGGCAGGGGAGGGGUGGGGAGGACUUCCAGCCCUGGGGGAGGCCUGAAGGAGAUGGGUCUCAGAUGGGAGGGAGGGAGAUGGUAGCCAGAAGGGUUGGGGAGGUGCAUGCCCAAAGAGGUCAGCUGCUUUAGAGGCUCUGUGCUAGCUGCAACUGUUGCAUAGCAUGCAACGGGCACUGAAUCCACACGGGGCUCUGGACAGAGCAGCAUGCUGGGUUGCGGCAGAGAACCUCAUCCCCAACAAAGUUCUUUUCUCCCCAGAGGGAUUGGUGGCCAGUGGAGUUUUGUGAGGAAGCAGAAACUGGCGUGUUCACUGGGGUUGUGGGACCCUGGCUUAGUUGUCGAGUCCAUGUGUCGCAUGGACAAGGUCCCAGACUCAGCCUCUCCAGUUACCAGUGGAUGGGAAAGAGCCUUCCAGGGCUGCCUUAUACUGAGCCAGACCAUUGGUUAAUCUAGUUCAGUAUUGGCUACUUUAUGGGCUACUUUUAAAAUGAGGAUGCUUUUUAAAAUUGCAUUUUAACCUGUAUUUUAAAUUGGUCCCCCCCCAUUAUUUUUUUACUGUAAUUUUACUGAUGUUAGCCGCCCUGAGCCCGGCUCUGGCCGGGGAGGGCGAGGUAUAAAUAAAAUUUAUUAUUAUUAUUAUUAUUAUUAUUAUUACCUGCACUGACUGGCAGCAGUGGCUGCCCAGGGUUUCAGGUAGUGGACAUUCCCAGAGACUUUGGGGCUGCUAAUUUGGCCCUGAGUUGGGGGCUUUUCUUCCGUUCCAGGUGCGGUUGCAGACACAGGCCAGAUACCAGAACGUUUUGGACUGUGUGGUCAGGACGUACCGUGAGGAAACGGUGAGCCUCUUUCUGUUGUGUGUGCAGUGCAGACUUCACCUCUGAGCUUUCACCUCCUUUUAAAACCCAGCCUAAUCUUAAACCAUUAGAUUUAGACUAAGGUCUUUUGUAACAGCAUAAUUUUAGAAUGCAAUUUUAACCCCCCAAAAAUCACUUACUGGUAUUCCGAAGAAGGAAAUAUGAUCUGCCCAGUUCUGUGGAACUGUCUGCCACUAGAGAUUUAGCAGGCGCCUUCCGUGCCAACUUUUAAAUGUGUGCUGAAAACAUAUUUAUUCCUCCGGGCCUAUCCAGGCAAUUAAGAACACAUUCUUCUACAGUGGUUAUUUGAUGUCUCUUUUUAACUUUUUAAUGCUUUUUUCUUGUAUGGUUUUAUGUUUGUAUUGCUGUAAACUGCUUUGAUAUAUUGUUAUGACACAGAGGCAUAUGACUAUUUUUAUAGACAAGUACAUAUAAAUAUUUUGCUUUUUAAUAUUAAUAUUCAAUAUUUCCCCCAAAUGCCCAAUUUGGGAAUAAUCUCCACCCCCCCCACCCCAGAAAUAAAUUCCUAAGCUGGUCUGUUUCUUUGCAGUUCGUGCUGCCUCUUGACUCUACAGCCACAUUCCUGAUCCUUGCCUAUCUAAUUUCUUGGGAGAGUUGACAUCAUCACAGGGGCCUGCCCCACAGAUCGCUUGGGAGCGGUGACUUUGCCAGAAGAGAGGGUGGGAGGCAAGGCAUCACCGGAAGAGAAAGACAAGAGAGGACAGAGGCUUUUACAAAAUUUGCAGCUGCUAAUUGAUAUGUAUAGAUGCAAAUUGAGAAAUAAUUGCUAUAAUUUUGAAUACAAGUGUAGCAUAUCUCACCAUAAUGGAGGGGAAUCUGCUGCCAUCAGGAGACCUCCGUGCCUGGAAACUUUGCCCUUGAAACUGAUUUGGACUGGACAACCUUUGCAUUAGAAGAAAAGGAAAGUAGGGCAUAUGUGAUUGUACUCAGCUAAAUUCCAAUACUAGCAGAUCCGUGGAAAUCACUGCACCUGUGUUAGUGAUGCCCAUUCAUUUAAGUGGGUCUAGUCUUGUGUGCGACUAACAUUAGGUGCAACCUCUAGGUACCCAAAACAUUGCUACUCCCCAUGAGUUGCAGGCAGCGGUGGAGGAAGGGGUGUGUGGUGGGUGUGGGCUGCCCCAGGUGUCACCACUGAGGGGUGUGUGUGUGAAAAAAUGCUGGGCAGCACUCACCGCGGAGCCUGCAGCACGCCCAAGCCACGCAUCUCUCCCAGGAGACAUGGGCCGGCUUGGGCGCGCACAGGUUCCGUAUUGCCCAAACGUCUGCCUGCUGCCUCCCCCCCCCCCCCCGCUGUAGGGCGGCUGAGUGGGAGGAGGCAGGCAGACUCCGGAGUCCCUGCGGGCUGGUCCUGCUCCUGGGUGUGCGGCCCCAGGCACCUGAGCGGCUUCCUCCACCGCUGGUUGCAGUCUCUCUUUAGGGUGUUCAUACCCUAGAAAAUGUCCCUGAUGAAAAUAGAUAUGUCCUACUGUACCCCCCCAAUGCUUCUCCUAUGAAAAAUGAGACGUUCGACUCCUAAGGAGAAGCAGGACAUUCCGGUAUGAAAUCAGAAGCCGCGAGGGCUUCUGUAAAUCCGGGGCUGUCACUGGAAAAUAGGGAUACCUGGAGGGUCUGGGUGUUGGAUAAUUGGAAGAGAACCUGACAGUGUAUCCUGACUCACUUUGACCAAAGGCUCAAGCUGGGACUGCUGACCUCCUCUUCCUCCAGUGAGAGCCCCUCCAACCAGGGCUAGUUGGAUCCCACUUGCCAUAAGCUACUCAGCCCUUGCUGAUAAAUUCACCCAAAAGGGGAGAGGUUUGAUUGGGGAGUGGGGCGUCAGAAGGAACCACUGUGCAAGGCGUUUUAACCCCUGCUCUCUAUCUCUCUGGGGACGCGGGUGGCGCUGUGGGUUAAACCACAGAGCCUAGGGCUUGCUGAUCAGAAGGUUGGCGGUUCGAAUCCCUGCAAUGGGGUGAGCUCCCAUUGCUCAGUCCCUGCUCCUGCCAACCUAGCAGCUCGAUAGCACAUCAAAGUGCAAGUAGAUAAAUAGGUUCUGCUCUGGCGGGAAGGUAAACGGCGUUUCCGUGCGCUGCUCUGGUUCGCCAGAAGCGGCUUAGUCAUGCUGGCCACAUGACCCGGAAGCUGUACGCCGGCUCCCUCGGCCAAUAAAGCGAGAUGAGCACCACAACCCCAGAGUCGGUCACAACUGGACCUAAUGGUCAGGGGUCCCUUUAUCUUUUUUUACUCUGGCUAAAUCCCCAGUUUAUUUAUCUGUAGCCCACCUUUUUCUCUUCAAGGUGGCAUACAUGGUCCCCCCCCCUGCAGCCAGCCUCCGGGGCCACCCCCCGCUCAUAGAAGCAUAGGGCUGUGGGGUUGGAAGGGACCCUAAGCGUCAUCUAGACCAACUCCCCCUUGCAGGGCUCACCUGCCUGCUUCUCCCUUGCAGAUCCUUGGCUUCUUCAAAGGCAUGAGCUUCCCGCUGCUCAGCGUGGCCAUGGUGAACUCUGUUGCGUUUGGGGCCUACAGCAACUUCCUGCUCUACCUGUGCGGCACCCACCACCGCGAUCGCAGCGCCAACCCCCCCAGCUACACCCAUGUCUACGCGGCUGGAUGCUUCUCAGGACUGGUGCAGGUAAGGAGCAGGUAGCCCCAGCUGACUUGUCUGGGACUCUGCUCAGUUUGCAUGGUUUUGGGAUCUGCGUGACUUCACGCCCAAGUCCCAAUCAAGGGAAGUCAUAGCACUGCUCUGUUCUGCCUUGGUCAGACCCCACCUGGAGCCCUGUGUCCAGUUCUGGGCACCACAGUUUUAAGAAGGAGAUUGGCAAGCUGGAAGGUGUGCAGCAAAAAUGAUCCAGGGUCUGCAAACCAAGCCUUAGGAGGAACGGUGGAGGGAGUUGAAGAUCUUUAGCAUGGAGAAGAGGAGAUUGAGAGGAGAUAUUAUUUCCAUCUUGAAAUAUCACGCAGAAGGUGGGUUCAAAUUGCAAGAAAGGAGAACCUGACGAAACAUCAGGGAGAACUUUCAGAUAGCGAGAGCCGUUCGAGAGUGGAACGGACUCCAUCAGAAGGUGUUAUAGAUGCAAAUUGAGAAAUAAUUGCUAUAAUUUUGAAUACAAGUGCAACAUACCUCACCGUAAUGGAGGGGAAUCUGCUGCCACCAGGAGACCUCCGUGCCUGGAAACUUUGCCCUUGAAACUGAUUUGGACUGGACAACCUUUGCAUUAGAAGGAAAGUAGGGCAUAUCAGCUAAAUUCUAUUACUAGUAGACCCAUGGAAAUCACUGGACCUGUGUUAGUGAUGCCCAUUCAUUUAAGUGGGUCUACUCUUGAGUGCGACUAACAUUAGGACUCUCCUUUAUUGGAGGUUUUUAAACAGAGGUUGGAUAGUCUUCUGUCAGCUAUUCUUUAGCUGGGAUUCCUGCAUUUCAGGGGGCUGGACUAAAUGCCCCCUUAGGGUUCCAGCUCUACAGGCCUAUGAUUCUAAAACAUCCUCCUUCCAUGUUUUCCCCUGUUCAGCUCUUGAAACAGCCGCACAAUUUCCCCAUUACGACGCUGUUCAGUUGGUUAUGAGCUGUAUCAAUUGCUCAAGCCAUUUCCUUCUCUGGAGGCUGCCCCUCCUCUCUAGGAAUUAAUCUUUUUUUCUUUUUUUCAUUCUAAUUUUACACAUUUUAUUUGAUGCAUGUAUCAAGCCAUAUGAAAGCUGAAGCAUAUGGUCCACAUAAAAGCCACCUUUCUGUAAGAUAAAAUACGUUGUGCGAUAGGCAGAAUAUUAACCUCCUUGUGGGAAUUUACUCUUCAAAUUGGUCAUAACCCAAGACAAAGAGUUCUUUCUCAAAACGACUACUGGGCUCCAUGUCUAACUGACAUGCUCAGGUGCAUUUAAAGUUUUAGAGAAGGUCAUAAAUAUAAGAGAUAAAAUAGCACCCCAUAAUUUCCCCAGACAUUCUUGUUCGCUGAGGUAUCUGCUUACAGGUCCAGUGACAAGCAUAAACUGGAUCCAUCUGGCAAUCUGGGGCUACAAAACCAUAUCGGAGACUAAAUCUGGAACAGAAUUUAAAAGACAAGGGUUCUUGGGGUUUGGAGAACCGUUUCCCAAAAUGCUUGAGCUCUGUAUCACAUCUGCUACCAACUCUCUUCCAUUUUUGGCACAGGAUCAGCAGUUACUAUUUCUGACUUCAUAGAUCUUAUCUAAUUUCAGAGGUGUUAAAGAGGCCACUGCAGUGCUGUUUUUAUACAAUUCUCUUUAAGCACUUCCAAAUCCAAAAGAGAAAGGACAAACUUCUGGAGAAACUUAUCUUUGUAGAUCCUCGAUAAUAUUUUGCACCUUGCGGUGUCACACAACAAUGUGUAUUAAGAUUAUUAUUUUUUACACACCCACAUACCAUUUUUGUCAGUUGGUUAAUUUUGCUUCCUUUUCUCAUUAUGCAUAUUUAAUUUUUAUAGGAAUCAAAGAAUUUUAAGAACACAUUCAUAUAACAAUAGGAACUUAGAAUUGUAGAGUUGGAAGGGACUCCAAGGGCCAUCUAGUCCAACACCCUGCAAUGCAGGAAUCUCAACGUGUUGUCCCCCAUCCAAUUUGAAGCCAUAUUGGACCCUGCUUAGCUUUGCAAAAGUACUAGCAGUUUUCUUGCUGCACCAUGAUAAUGAGCCUUUCAUAGUUUCCCAUGGGAUGUAUGGAUGGGGGUGGAAGUGUGUGCCUUGGACCAGCCUUGGACUAAAUUUUGUGGAAAGUGCCCCCCCCUUCCUGUUCCACUGCAGCCCAUUUCCUUUCUCCCCCCUGUUUAUUCAUUCAUAAUUUUAUUUGUAUGCCACCUUUCCAUAGCUCAAGCCAUGCUCAAAGGUAAAAAAUACACAUAAUUGCAAACAUAACAAAAGUAGUGAUAGACAGUAAAUAAACUGUUCUCUCGCCCUCCAUUCCCUGUGUUGACGCAGGCUGUGGUCCUGGCCCCCGUGGAUCUUGUCAAAGUCCGGCUGCAGAACCAGACCCACCCGUACGGACGCAGAGACCGGCCGGGGGGCCCCCAGCCACAGUACAGGGGUCCAGUGCACUGCGCUGCCAGCUUACUGCGGGAGGAAGGCCCCCGUGGCCUGUUCCGCGGGGUUACGGCGCUGGUGCUUCGCGACACCCCCACCAUGGGCAUGUACUUCCUGAUUUAUGCAGUGUUCUGCAGGGCGUUGACUGCAGAAGCACAGGAGCCAGGUGAGAUACAAAGAGCGCUGGGGGGACCCGGUGGGUGGGCCACCUCUGCACAUCCCCCAAGGCUCUCAGGGAACCUGUUCCUCUGGAAUAUCGGAGAAAGCUGGAGCCGCAGGGGGGACGAGGAGUGUUUGUGAGUGUGUUUUAGUCUGGAGAAAAGGCAAGUAAAAGGCGCUAUGACUGUUGGGAUGUGUCCAAGGGAACGGGGGCAAUUCGCAGGCCCCCAGCUGGCUCCAGCCCACCAGCCGACAGCCGGGCGAACCCCGGUCCUUUGGAACAGCAUUAAACAGCGACUCACAGCUUCAGAAGCCUUCAGAAACUUGAGCACGCCUUAACCAGCAGAGUGAAUAACACGCAACAGAAGUGGCGGACAGAGGCAUAUGUAAAGCAUAUUUACAAGCAGUUUAUUCAGCAUAGUUCAGGACAAAGAAAACAUGUCUGCUCUCUUUCAUGUCCAAGAGCAGGAAGCUUAAGGCAAAAGCUAUGCACAAACGGAAGUUCCCAGCAAACUGUGCUGGAACGUAAACAGACAUGUGACAUACAACAAUCAUGUCUGUUCCUUUUAAGGUGGAAUGGAACCUCAAUAUCCUAACAAUGAUAGAAAAUUAUAAAAAUAUGUAUGGCAUGGAGAAAGCUGGGAGAGAAAACUUUUCCUCCCUCUCUCAGAACAACCAGGAACAUCCAGCAAAGUUGAAUGUUGGACAGUUCAGGACGGGAUGAAAGGGAAAACGUCUUCACGCAGCGCAUAGUUGAACUACGGAACUCCCUGCCACAGGAGGCUACCAACUUGGGUGGCUUCAUAGGAGGAUUAGAAAGAAAUCAUGGAGGAAGGGGAGGCUAUCGAUGGCUACUAGCUGGGAUGGCUAUACUCUGCCGCCACAGUCGGAGGCAGAAAUGCUUCUGAAUACCAGUUGCUGGAAGCCUCAGGGAGGGAGGGAGAGGGCUCUUGUGCUCAGGUCCUGCUUGGGGCAUUCACAGUGGGGCAUCUGGCUGGCCGCUUUGAGAACAGGACGCUGGACUAGAUGGACCCAGCAUCCAGGCUUUUCUUAUGUUCUUAUGGAACCUCCAGGUCCAGAGGCAGCCUAUCUCUAUCUAGAUUCCUAGAUUCUCAGGCUCACUGUGGACUAGAGGGGCUAGCAUUCUUAUGCGUGUGAGGACUGUGAGCUCAGUUCAGCUCCAGGACCCCACACAAACUGCUGGGCUCUCCAAUCCCUUAAUUUCAAGUCCACAUCUUGACCGCCUGGCUACACGCAGUGAAUCUCGGGAUUUUCGUACAAAACAAAAUAGUUCCUUCCGGCCUGACAUCUGCUGCCCUCCCUGUUUUAGGGGGCAUUAUCCCUCCCUCCUGCUUCCUCCUCCACAAGAGAGGCCCCCAACCCAUGCUGUGCUCUUUGCCUGCCUCCCCCCACCCCACCCCAUCCCUUGCAGGCUCUGCCACAGUUCUGCUUGCCGGUGGCUGCGCCGGGACGGUUUCCUGGGCUUUGGCGACCCCGAUGGAUGUGGUGAAGGCUCGUUUGCAAAUGGACGGGGUGAAGCGAGUGGCGUAUCGAGGCAUCCUGGACUGCAUCCUCACCAGUGCCCGGCAGGAGGGCCCGCGGGUGUUCCUAAAAGGGCUGGCCCUGAACAGCCUCCGCGCUUUCCCAGUCAACGCCAUCACCUUCCUGAGCUACGAGACUCUGCUGAAGGUUCUCGGCUGAACCCCCGUUGCAUCCUCAGGAGGGGCUGGCGUUGCCGCCCUUCCGCAUCUUAUUCAGGGCUUUCGCACCAGCAUCUUGCAGCCCAGAGACUUGGGGCAGAGGUGGCGCCUAGCAGGGUGGGUGAGUCCUGGUCCCAAAGAAAGCUCAAAGACAUUGGCCACCUCUGGGCAAACCAUAUAGCAAUUUAGACUCUUGGGCACAUCUGGCACAUUUGAGCAAGUGCUGUGGGCACCGCUGCCUCUGCUCACUGCUAUUCCCCCUCCUCUGGAAAAACAGAAAGAGAGGAAGUGGGUGCACUCGGAGUCAUAGAAUGGUAGAGUUGGAAGGGACCUCCAAGGGGCAUCUAGUCCACCCCCCCGCAAUGCACGAAUCGCAGCUAAAGAAGGCCAUCCAACCUCUGUUUAAAAAACCUCCAGUGAAGGAGAGUCCACCACCUUCUGAGGGAGUCUUUCCCGUUUUCGGGCGCUCUUCCAGUCAGAAAGUUCUUCCCAAUGUUUAGAUGGAAUCUCCUUUCUUGUCGUUUUGAAUCCAUUGGUUCGGACCCUACCGUCUGGAGCGGCAUAAAACAGUCUUGCCCCAUCUUCCAUGGGACAGCCCUUUAGAUAGUUGGAUAUGGUUCUCAUACCAUCUCUCAGUCUCCUCCUGGCUUAGCAUCCUCAACUCCCUCAACGUAGGAGCCUGUAGCACCACUCUUGAACCUUGAAAAGCACAUAGAGCUGAAAGGGGAAGUGGGAAGGAGAGCCACUCUUCCCCACUUCCUCCUUCAACUCUAUGUACUUUUCAGGGAGAAAAGCACACGAGGGUGGGGGCUUAGUCUCAACCUUGCCAACCCACUGCCCCCUCAAAUCUGUAACACUAGGUUAUUAAUGGGCGGUCUACCUACCUGGAUUUUUUUUAAGAUCGCAGCAGUCAUGUAGCCAGCAGCCUUAUCCAGUAUGGUGUAGAGGUUCAGACUGGGACCUGGGAGACGAGGGUUCAAAUCCCCACUCGGCCACAAAGCUCACUGGGUGCUGACCUUGGGCCAGUCACUGCCUCUCGCCUAACCUACCUCGCAGGGUGGUUGCUGUUGUUGAGGAGAAGAACCAUGUAUGCCACCUUGAGCUCCUUGGAGAAACCGGCAGGAUAUAAAUGCAAUGAAAUAAACAAAUAAAAUAUCCCAGAGUGGCCCGUUCUGCCUUGCUAAAACACACCGGAAAAGAGGACACAGCUUUGCCAUAACAUUUGGAUAGAUGUGAA